ACUGUAUAAAUUACAAACCAUUUCCAUCCCAACAUGUAUACCACUCUCCUGAUCAUAGCUAGACAAUCAAAUUAGAAAAUUGACCACACAAGGUUCUAGCCAUGGCAAAGCUCAACAUCUUUAAUGUCAUUCUUGCAUUGUUCAUAGUUGUCGCACCAAUGGUUCUAGCUGAAGUGGAGCUGAGUCCUUUAGCUGAACCAGGGCUUUACAGCUAUGUCGAGCAAUGUGUAGCCGUAACAGGAGCGAGAUGUGGGGAUGAGAUUCUAUAUGGCUCCUUUAUGGGAAAGCCCGUUACUCUUGAAUGCUGUCAAAAACUCUUGCUGAUGGGGAAGGCAUGUGAUGAUGCAUUGAUGAGGGUUGUUCUCGAAUUUCCAGAAUACAAGGGACACGAAGAAGAGGCUCUGGCAGGGAGCAAUAAACUCUGGGAAAAGUGUACUCUAGCCGUGCAAGCUGCCUCAUCUUCCCCUUCUAACAAAUAUAAUACACACACACACGUAUAGGCUUGAAGGGUUAGGUAUUUCAUUUAUGUGCUUCAAAUCCAAUUCAAGUUGAAGAAUUACAACAUGGUAUGUACGUACGUAUAAGGGAAACUGAACACAUCACU
Messenger RNA from Populus euphratica (Euphrates poplar), 604 nucleotides. RefSeq lists its product as uncharacterized. Lineage: Eukaryota; Viridiplantae; Streptophyta; Magnoliopsida; Malpighiales; Salicaceae. Bases 102 to 500 code for a protein of 132 amino acids. The record is from RefSeq and is a predicted model, not a curated record. The transcript has a single exon.